Messenger RNA from Paramecium sonneborni, 2879 nucleotides. Lineage: Eukaryota; Ciliophora; Oligohymenophorea; Peniculida; Parameciidae. The record is from the annotation of a GenBank genome assembly.
AUGUAAAUUAAAUAAAAUCUAAUCCAAAGUUUGAUUAUCUAAAAUACUGCAAUAGAAAACUUUAUAUAAUAUGAAGCAUUGCAAUUAAUAGGUACAUAGUGGAUUUAAUCAAGGUGAUUAAUCAUAUGGAUAAUUAAAUGAUUCAUAAUAUAAUUAGAAGAAAACAUAAAUAAGUUUAUUAAAAGAUUAAUAAUAUAUUGAUGCAGAAUAAUUAAAAAAGUUAGAAGAACACAAUGAAGAUUAAUUGAAUUAGUAAUAAAAAUGGGUUAUUUUAUUAUUGUUUAAAAUAAUAAGGCCUGAAGAACCUAAAAAAAUAAUAUGGGAUUUGAUAGGAAUGUCAUUUAUAUUUAUUCAAAUGAUAACAAUUCCAUUAAUUUUGACUUUUAGUCUUGAAAUAUCAGGUGCUUUUGCUAUUUUUAAUGAUAUAAUGGAUUACUAUUUCUUAAUUGAUAUUUUGUUGUAAUUUUAAACGGGCUAUUAUAAAAAGUAUUAAUAAAGAAAUAUAUAUUUGUUAGGGGUAAUUUUGUAAGUUAGAGAAAGUAAAUAGCAUUAAAUUAUUUAAAAUUAUGGUUUUGGUUGGAUCUAAUAUCAUCAUUUCCAUAUGAUGAUAUGAUUUCUUUAUUUAUUGAUGAUUAAAAUUCAGAAUAAUUGUAGAGAAAUACAUAAAUAAUAAAAAUUAUGAGAAUAAUAAGGUUUAUAAAAGUAAUUAGAUUAAUGAGAGCAUUAAAAUUGAAGAAAAUAAUAAAUUAAAUAGAAGAUUCAUUAUUACUAGAUAAAACAAUUAUUUCUAUAAUAUCUUUUUUUAAGAUUUGUUUAAUAAUUUUAAGUUUAUCUCAUUGGUUAGCUUGUAUUUGGAAUGGUAUAAGAUUUAUUGAAGAAACAGAUAACAAUUGGUAUACUCAAUAUGUGAUAAAUUUUGAUUAAGAAUUAGAUAAUAAUCCAGAUUUAUGGUUUAAUUAGUAUGUGGCAGGAAUAUAUUUUAGGUAUAUUUGAUUUUAUAGAAGAAAUAAAGCAUAACAACAAUGAUUACUAUAGGAUAUGGAGAUAUAUCACCUAAAAAUACAAUAGAAAGAUCAUUUGGAAUUUUUGUCAUGAUUUUAGCUUCAGGUGUUUUUGGUUAUGUGAUGAAUUCAAUUGUAUUAUUAUUUUAAAAUAUGAAUGAAUCAUUAGAAGAUUUAUUGAAUAAAAAUACUGCUGCAAUAAAGUAAAUUAAAUUAAUAUAUAAAGAUAUAUGAAAUAAAAAGAAAUUAAUAAAAAGUUGCAAUCAAGAAUUAAAAAUUAUUUAGAAUGGUUAAUAGAAGAUGAAUAAUUAUAAAAGAGUUACGCUCAUAAUACACUUGAAAAAUUAUCAUUACCAUUAAAAAAUUAAUUAACUUAAAUUGUUCAUGGUAAAAUGAUGAAUUAGAUUAAAUUUUUGAGUAAGAACUUUUCUUCAAUUUUAUUGAAAAAGUUAGCAUUUACAUUUUAGGAAGAAAGUAUAAUAAUAUUUUAUAAUUAUUAUAGUUUACAAUCCAGAAGAUUGGAUUAUAAAUUAAAAUGAUCAAAUUAAUGAUGAUACAUCUAUUUAUUUUAUAUUAAAUGGGAGAGUAUCAGUAUGUAUACCAAAAACUAAAGGAAUUAUUGAAUUAAUGGAAUUGAGUAAAAAAUAAUAUUUUGGUGAAAUAUCAUUUUUUGGCAAUGUCCCAAGAUGUGCAUCUGUGAAAGCUAGAAAUUUCAUUAAUUUAUUUCGAUUGUCAAGAAAAUCAUUUUUGGAAUAAUGUGAGAUUGAAGAUAUUGAAUAGUUUUUUUAAUUGAAAUUUAAAAUUGAAUUUGAGUAGGAUUAUGAAGAUUUAAAUUUAUUUUGUUAUGUUUGUUAAGCACCAAAUCAUACUUCAAAGAAUUGUCCAAAUGUACAUUAUGUUAUAAAUAAAUAUGAUAGAAUAAAUAUUAUUGAGAAAUAUAAUGAAGAAAUUAAAUCAUUCAUUAAUGAAAAAAGAAGAUUAAGAAAGAAAUGUCAUACUUUUCAAUAUCUAACUAAUAAAAGAAAUUAAUAAGUAAUUUAAGAACUUACAGAAGAAGCUUAUCAUAUUGAGAAAUAUGUUAAUUUUCAUUAGACUACUCCAGAAAUAUUGAGAAUUAAAGAUUCAUUUAGAACUGAUUCAAUCAAAGAAUAUACUAAUUUUACACCCACAUCUAAUUUAAAUUCAAUAGCUAGACUUCAAAAUUAUAAUGCAGAAUUAUACGCUGAAAAUGUGAGGUAAUAAAAAGAACAAUAAAAAAAGAAUAAAUUGAAAAGUAAAUUUGUAUAAUUUUUACAUAACAAAAAAGAUCAAAGAUAAUCAGUAAGUAAAUCAUCUAAUAAUAAUUUUUCAAAAUUAGUAAUGAAUUUAACUAAAUUAAAAAAAGAAUAAGAUUAGUUAUAAUAAAAUUUAGAUUAAGUAUCUUAAUCUAGAUUAUCAUCCCCUUCUACUAUUAAACCUAAGUUAUUAAGAGCUCCUACAAUGGUAGCAAGAAAAUUAAAUCCAGAUAAAAGGAAUACAAGAUUAUAACGAUUACCUAGGAAAACUUAUUUAGAAUAGGUUUGCGGAUUAGAUAAAUGUAAUUAACAAUGUUUUGAUGUUAUAAUGGAAGAUGCUAUAGAAAGUUCAACUUAACCUCUAAAAUAAUCAACUGUUACAUAAUCUAAAAAGAAAACUAUAAUCUUAUAGAAAUCAACUGAAUCCACAAUAAUUGAAUCUGUCUAAUUCCCAGAUAUUUAUUUUAGUUAAUAACUAAAAAGAAGUUCAUCUUCUGAUGAAUUUAAUGUAAAAUCAUAUUCAGAUUUAGAUAAAUAUUCUAAAUAAUUUCUCGAAGAUAUGAUAUAUUUGGUAACUAAUUACAAAUUGUAAAAUUGUAAAUGA